UAAAGGGCUGAACCGGCCAGUGCAAUCCACGACGAGUUCGACGUCGAAUCCACGCGUCUCCCGUGUCUUAUGCUACGUGAUUUUUUCACGCGUUGCUCGCGUUUUGCCGCGCGGUAAAACGAUAUUGUUCCGUUCGUUCGUUUGACCUUUUAUUUCGUUCCGUUCCGUUCGUUCGUUCUCCGUUCGUCAAUACAAGAGGCACAUACGUGUCACGAUUCGCCUCGAGCUCGUUCCAUUAGAGACGCUUUGUUCGCGCCUACGGUUCGUCUCCUCGUAUUUUCCUUCCACAUCGUUCCGAACAGCCUCGUUACGCGUCAUGCAUCGUCGCGUCGAGCGCGUUUAUUCUCCCUUAGGUUAAUUAGCGUGCGGCCCAGUUUAAUGAUCUUUCGAACGUCAUUAAACUCCCGCUCGGCCAGGGUGCACUCGAGCCGUGAACUUCGACAGGGAAACGCCGCGUCAAGUAGCUGGAAAAUGAUACGUUUGGGACAACGACGUAACUUCGAGGAUCGUUAAGCGAGUCGACAACUUAUCGGCGGGAUGUCAACAUCGUGCCUGUCUCCUGUCCAACUUGACGAUCUUGUAAUCUAUCGAAGCUACAGAAUGUCGCGGCGACACGAGGGUGAGCAGUAUCAGGAACGAGCCGACCCUUAAGGAAGCGAGUCAUCCGUAAUCCCUGAAGCAGUGCAGCUUGGUCUCGGCCUUGUACGGAUACCAACCGCGGGACAGGGCAAAUUCCUCAAAGGAGCGGGUUAACCACGACGAUCUUCCACGAAGACAGGCCACGCGCUACUAUCGCUUGAGAGUGGCAUGCGCGUGUGUGUUUACGCAGGUAGACGUUCUUGGGUUCGAGGAAGUUGUGGAAGAGAAGGAUCGGCUUCUCUGCCUAGAGGCAGACACGGAGAGAGCGUUAACUUGGUUGGCUAAAGACACAGUCGUCUGGUAGCCGCAGCUUGCCGCAGCUUGCCGCAGUAUUCCACAAACUUGCACAAUAUCCACAAACCCGGGAGCCCGCGAAAUUCUUUAGUAAAUCUUCUGGCAUUUGCCUUCCGAGACGAACGCAACGCGUGUGUAAAACGCGCUGAAGAGCGACGACGGUUUGCCGAGCGAGAAGGAAGCAGGCCGUGUGCCGGUUAAGUGUAGCCGAGCGUCGAAAAUGCAUCGUUGAAAAGGGUCUCGAGAAGAAGGUGGAAACGUUGCGCCGAGCUCGCUGUUAACGCGCACCAAGAGUGACGUCGGGUUGGAACAGUUGAGACAUUCGUAAAUGAGGGACCAGAGAAGGUAGGCGUGACAAGGGUCCGCUUAAGCCAGAAUAUUAGUCGUGUCAUCUAAUGAUCGUCGUGUUUCGCUUCGUCCAUUUAGUUUUGUAAUAUCUAGAGAAAUUUCUACUCGUGUCGACCCCGGUGAGAAUCCCCGUACAUUUCAAAGUUCCGCUUUGGACCCUCCUCUUUCAGCGUUGACAUUUCCUGUAUUUCCAAUUAAAAUCUGGAUAGAGGAACGUAGAUUCACGAAGAAAGGACAACGUGACACGAAAGUCCUGACGGUUGACGCGGUAAAGAGAUGGUAGUAGCCCGGAUUCGUUAUCGGUGUUGACGCAGGCAAGUAUACCAGUGGAUGUUACGUUGUAGAAGGAUUCAAAAGAACGUAGUCGAAGGGACAGGAAGUGAAUCGGAAGCAAGAAAGCUUUUGCGGCUGUGGAAAUAUUAAUGUUAGAAAUUAAGUCAUCCUGAGUAUUCGCUGAAAGCGUCGUGAAAUUCCCACGCGAUUCCGUUAAUAUCUAACUUGAAGCAGUAAAGAAAAGCCUUGUAGUAGGAAAGUAGCGGAAUAGAAGCGCGAAUGUUGCUUGUCGACGGCUCUUUCUCCUUCUCUUUCUCUGCCCGUCUGUACUGUCGGUGUCUAUGUACUGUUGAGUAAAAAGAAAGGCAGAGAUUUCUUCACAGAAGUAGCCCGUUGGCUGUGGAACAGUAGUAACGGAACGCUGAAAGCCACUCGAGAAAGAGAAACCCGGGAAACGCGCUCGGUUCUAUGGCCUAGAGCAUCCUGUAUUUCUGAUAACGUACAGAAUUCAGUAAUGUUCCAUGCAGGAAGGUUAGUGAAUGAAGGCUGAAUGGAAAACCGGUAAGCAAGAAAGUCCUUUCGCCUAGAGGCGAACUAUUAACUUUGCUUCCAAAGGGUGUCGUCCAACGGGUCACCACAACGUCUUGCGAACUUCAAUAAUAUACACCACAGCGCAAUUCAAAUCCGACGGCCAUUGCGAUACUUGUAUCUUCCUGCUUGUCCUUCGGACGCAUGAGAAGGGAUCUGGUGUGCCUCGAACGUUUCGAGAGACCGCAACCUAUAACUGUGGAACAAUAGUCGAACACGACGACCGAGCAACUUGCCAGAACCUUCCGUGGCAUUUUCUUGGCUUGUACGCUUCGUGUGAUCGCGAUAAAACAAGCUCGAGAAACCGACUUCUGCAACGCUUCGAUCGAAAGAACCUUUUCUCGAGAACGUUUGCUCGUGUGGUUGUCACGGAAGAACGACUCGUCUGUAAUUUCUAGAAAUUAGCAACGGUUAACGACGGUUACCGUCGGUAUACUUUAGAACGAGAUACGCCUCAUGGAGAAGUUGGUAAUCCGUGAACUGACGCAAGACAGAGGGGAUUGAUCUAGCUAAGCUACUCACGGAGAUGUUCUAGCCCUGUCGCAGGACCGAGGUCAGUUCUGCUUCCUAGGUUUCCAGGGCAACAGAAACUUUUCUCUUUCUACGGUCGUGCUAAUCAAUCCUUGGAAACGGCGACCAGAGAACAGGCAACAAUUGCAACACAGUGGAACGCGAUAAAAGGUUCCCUCUGUCUACUCGAAAUAUCGAAAACAGCAAAUCGACGCGGAAGAAUCGAGUUUCUUCAACGACGUUUCCCGACCUGGUAGAGUAGUUGCGAUGUAACCUCCGAGAAUUCCUUCUGAGUGUAAGGAGCGUUUUCAAUCUCAGAUAAAACCCGUGGCUCGAGAACGGGUACCAAUCGAGGGGUUAACGUUGGAUCAGAGAAAGACACGGUGAAUGAGGGCGGGCGACGAGGCGCUGGCAAUUGGCGGCAAGCUGGGUGAAAAAAGGCGAGGCAGAAAAAUAUGGUGCACGAGGCCACGGGUCUAUGGCACGGUGCGGGAUUCAACGUAUCGAGGUGGCUGAUGAUCAUAAUACACGGAUACCGGGCCACCACCCUUUUGCUAUCCAUUCUGCUUAACGUGCUGGUGCGAACUGCUGAGUACCCGACAGCGGUCACGGCGGAAGUCGUCCCGGUGAACGGGAAUUCGUUAGAAGCCAGCAUGAAACCACUGGACAUCGACCUACCGCCUACGCUUCCGAUGAGCUUCGGUACCGAAAAUUCCACGGUGAUCUCCGCCCAAUCUGGAUCUACCGCUCUCCUACCCUGCGUCGUCCAUAAUCUGGGGGAUGGAAUGGUGUCGUGGAUCAAGCGGAAGAACGUUCAGGAGUUACUGACCGUAGGACUGACAACGUACGCCAACGACGAGCGGUUCCAGGCAAUUCAUUUCCACCACAGCGAGGAUUGGACUCUUCAAAUAAAAUACGUUCAACCGAGGGAUGCUGGAUUGUACCAGUGCCAAGUAUCCACCCACCCACCCACUAGUAUAUUUCUGUUCCUCGAGGUUGUCGAGGCCAGAGCAGAGAUAGCUGGUCCCUCGGAGAAGUUCGUGAGGCCAGGUAGCACCCUGCAGCUCCACUGCCUCGUAAAAAAGUCAACAGAAACGCCUUCCUACCUAUUCUGGUAUCAUAACUUCCGGAUGAUCAACUACGACAUCGAUCAAGGGGUCAAUGUCAGCACGGACUUGGUAGGGCGCGAAAGUUGGCUGGAGGUGCCUCGUGCGUCUGAUCGUCAUUCCGGAAAUUACACCUGCGAGGCAAGUAACGCGCAACCAGCGCGGGUCCUGGUGCACGUGUUCAAAGGAGAUAAUCCAGCUGCGAUGCAGCACAGCAUCGCUUCGUCGCCAUCUGUCAUGGCUUGCAGUGCGCUAUUGAUGAUGUUCACCACGCUGAAACUGGUGCUGCAUUCCACCGUCACGAACUGAUCUUUGUGCCCCACCACGUGUGCCAUUCGAAAUAUAGAAAAAUGAACGUUGUGAUAUUUUCGAAAGAGAAGGAGAUAAAGCUGUGUAAUUCGACGAGAGAAACAAGGAUAAAUGUCCAGGUUGCGCGCGUGAAUUUUAUGACGUUGCAGGUGCAGUUUGUUCCGGUAAAAUUGUAUCCACGACAGACUCCGGUUGGAUCUGAAAUCACCAGCCUUUGAUCUUCGGAAGGUGAGCGACGUUAUCGUGAUACGCGUUACGUAAUAGUUAAGGAAUUGAAUCGAAUAGUUGAUAGUGAAAGACGUGUACGUGUGCGUGCGUGUGUUAUCCGUGUAUACGGGGAAGUGAGACAAAAGUAUGUAACGAGCUACGAGAAUGAUGUCUCUGUAAAAUAACGGAACUGGUCUAGGGUGUAUCGUUAAAACCAUGGAUGCUCGAAUAGCUACUUCGAACGACGCUCACGUAUUCGUUGUAUCGCGAGAAUACCGAAGCAUCCUCCCUCAGACGUAAGAUUCCUUCCUCUCGACCGUUCUAAGACGAACGCAAAUUUCGACGUUUCUUCAACGUAUACACCCGUGUUUGCUCAAAAGUUAAUAUUUCGCCCGUGACUAAACUUCCCACCUCUGUUAGCCGUUGUGAUAUGUGUAAAUGUGUAAGCUGUGUGUAACUAUCACGAUCGUAAAAGUGUAAUUGUGUAAUCUGUCCUGCGACGAGUGGUACAAUUAAUGGCGAUAAUCCUGUCGCGAUCUGGCGCAUUUUGCCGGGUCAAACUUUCCAACGAUGUUCCGCGGACAACUUUAUUCGGUCACCGGCGUUAACUAUUUCUCUCGUUCUCCGCUCGUGAAAUUUGUUAGGUUAAUAGCAACGAUGAGAGAUCGUCGCAAUUUCAAUGAAUGUUUCAGCAACUUGACAGAAAACAAACAAGAAAACAAAACAAAAGACGAAAGAAACGAAAGACAGAGAGCCGAAUCGCGUCACUUACGUCUUACGUUAUACGUAAAAGUUGAAUCGACGAGAAUUCCAUCGUUAUCUAACGAUUAAUAUCACAUUAGAAAAAGGACAAAGAUUGCCGAGAUUAAUGGAAUAUUGCAUAUUCGGCCUACACGUUCAGGUACGCGUAAUUAAUCGUGAUAAUCCCGACGUAAUACAGCACAGCCUAACGACAUUAUCUUCUAUUGCCUUGCUCUGCACAGACGACCUUGCUCAUAAUGUCUAAAUUAGUUCUAUCUGACGUCCACGAAAUGGCCGUGCUCAGGUGUUAUACAUACUAUAGAGGGAAUCGGCGCUUAGCGGACUAUGGAAAAUUGUUGCAAACUAUCGAAUUUGUUGGCGAGCGUGUUUCACGUUUUUAGAAAAUUCGAAGCUCGUAAUCGACGAGUGAAGUUAUCGUGUUUAGCGUAUCGCGUUAGAACGAGUUUAUCCUCCCCUGUUAAAAAUCAAAUUUGAUUGUGCCAAUCGCGUAUCGAUCUUUCGUUCUCGAUGAUUGUUCGCAUCAAAUUUUAUUGUACAUAUAUUUUCUAUGUCGGUUGUUCGUCGAUCUAUAAAUUAUAUAGUAUAAAUCCUUUAUAGAAGACGGUUUUCGUUAAUCCCUCGCGAAGAACGCAAGGUGAUCUUCUUGGACCACGAUGUUUCGCAGCGUUAGUAUUGCCGCAUGUUUCCAAGCUAAUCCACUAUUUCCUAGGUAGACAGCUGUUUCACGUAUCCGUACACAUUGUCAACGAGGAUAAUCCAGUUUCUGCAAAUAAUAAACCCAAUGGUAUUAUCAAGCCGGUGUGCACGGAUUUCGAUGCGAGUAAACGAAAUGCUCGUGUGGACUGCAUCGAGGAUACACACCGAGGAAUCCCCCUUCUCCCCUGUCAUGUGAAACGGAUCGAUCGUGAUUACUCCGAUUGAUUAUAAACGAUAAUAUUUCUUUGAGCGUACACUAUUCGACAAGAUCGUUUCAUUUAUUGUAAGUUAAAGCGAUGGAUUAAUUAAUGUGAUGUUCGAUGAUAUAGUCGCUGUCUGUUGUAUGUACAUACGUAUACAUAACAUAUAUAUACACACACACACACACACACAUAUAUAUAUAUAUAUGUUACGAACGUCGCACAAUGUUAAUCUCAUUUACGGUUGAAUAAAGUUUUCAUAUAAAUUCCACUUCGGAAAUCACGGAUAAGAAAUCUUGGAUUAUUCAUAACUUUCGUAAUAAUAACAGAUCGCUCUUUCAUCCUUCGUUUAAAAGCUUUUUCCCCUUUUAUUAGCACUGCUAUUUUAACACCGUCUCGACAUCUUCCUGGUUUUAUAUAAAUCGAUAUUCGCAUAGCUCUGCCAAGUAAGAGACAGAUGUAAGUAAUGAAUUAUACCUCGGUACUGUUUCGUCACACAAUAGACAGUAUUUUCGUUCCUGUGUAAUAUAACCGGGCCUCUUUAUUGAAGUAAAAUACUAGCGGAAUGCGAUGGGUUCAUGGUGCAUAAGCAUUUUCAUUCAUAUCGCUUUCUCCAUGUUUCUCCAGCUCUCUGGAGAUAGAGAAUAAUUUCGUCGUGACACAAUUCGAGCCUCAGUCCCCGAUAAUAGCUGCAUGCUAAUGGCAUUGUUUGCCACAUUAAAAUUACCGCUUCGUCCAAUCGGCACUAAUUGAUUAUUACGCCGCAUCGAAACUAUUCAAGAAUUAUGAUCCCAUUAAUUGACGUAGAGUGGAUGUUCAAACGAUCCGUUACCGCAGAGGAAAAACCUGUGGUCGUCGAAGGGAUGUAUUGUUCCCGUUAUCCUAUCGUCCCUUUAGCCAAGAUUCUAUCGACGAAAUUAAACUGAACGAGAACCAAACGAUUUGUUACGGACUAUUGGUUUGCACGGCAGUUAGAAACGAUCGAAACUAAAUUUCAGAAUCGCGAAUCGAGUAUAUCUCUAUUGAAGACGAUUUUAAUCGGCACUCGAUUAUGUUUACCAUGCACACCAUCAAACGCACUUGAUUAAGAGAUUCGAUACCAAACUGGAAUGCCAUGUGAAUUACCCAGCGCAACAGUGAUUUCAUCUUCCUGCUCGACUUGCCUAGAAUAUUACACCGCUGGGGAAUAGAGAGGCUUCCGGCCGAUGCAUUCAAAGAUCGAAUUCCUAAAUUAAAACAUUUACAUCAUCCGGUAUGCAUUUCGAUGAAAUCUAUUCGAUCCAUUUGGUAACGCAAUGAAUCCCGUGUAAUCAGAGGUAUCACGGAUUCCGAAUGCAAUUAUGAAAGCAUCGUGGAAGUCGCUUAAAGAAUUUUUCUUUAAUCGUUUUAUCAUUUUACUUCUCCCUUCAAGGAACAAUUUCCCGUUGACCCGAUUUAAGGUGGCGCGAAUCAAAGUUGCCUUCAGCCUGCAAUCAGCAGCCAGCAUUCGGGCGUGCUAAAUUUGAAUCGUUAAUAUCGUGUACCAACAGCCAGCAGAUCUGGACGUCAUUAUUCCAGAAAGAUGAUUCUGAUCUAUUCCAGCAGUCUCGUCAACGAGGCAAGGCCGAGUCCACUGUUUCCGAAUCUCUGAUCUUUGAUUGGUAUUAUUUCGUCCAAGACGCUAUGAUUUCGUUGACGUACACUUUAGUAUAUUCUCUAAAUUACAAGCUGCCAUCGAACAUGGUAUCCUUUCCCAUGGCAACUUGUCGGUUCAAAAUGUUAGUUUAGCCAUCACAGAUUAGGUUAGUGUGUAACGAGUUGCAAGCUGAGCACUAUAUAACAUUCGGAAGUUUCAGCUUUGGAACAGGACUCGUGACUCGAAGCCGAAUCACGUUACUACGACGGGCAGAUAUCGAUGUUCACGAGCACAAAGGAUGUACACUCCUAAUUCCGGUUGGAGACAUGUACGAUCGGUUGUAGUCACGUUAGAUCUCCGAAGACACUUUCCACCGAUGCGAAUCAAUUAUGCGUCUGUGUCACUCUCGUAUUUCUCUUGUUCGACUCCACAUACAGCAUACGUCGGUAAUUCGAAGCGCUGACCAUGUCACUGGUCAUUUUACAACCUCAUCGAUAUGCAAGCAAUCCUUUAGCCGGGGAUGAAGCCCACGACUAGGUGAAAUGAUUCCGUAACGACAAUCAAUCAGAAAGCCGACCCACUGACCGGAAACCACCUUUCACGUAUUCUCGUAAUUUUUGUCGAAAACCUAUCCAACUUUUUAGAGAAAUUAAAUACAAAUUCCAUUAAAGUCUUGUAUAUUCUUUAGUUUCGUGGUUGAUUAUCGUAUAUCGUAUGUUUCAAUUGGUAAUACGAAACGAUGUCUCAUUUGCAUGCUGAUUUUCUCGCUCUUCCCUGAAUUUUGUACAGAGAGGCAACGAGACAAGAGCGAAAACGAGGAUGAAGAUUGAUGCGCGAAGCUAACGAAUUAGAAGUUCACAGCAUCAAGACCUAGAAAGUGUAAGGAGACAUUCCAUCGUAAUCACACUUGGUAACUACUUCAAGUUUUAAUGUACUUAUUUUUAGAUGGCAAUUCUGAUAAAAGCUAUUCAAACUUUAUCUUCGGUUGAAUCGACAUUCGUUUCACAUCCGUUUAUUCGUCUCUCUAAAUAUACUCGUCCUGUUCUUUCGGUUCGAUAGGAAAUGAGAAACAGUUCGCGGCGAAACCGACGAAGGAACGUUUUGUCUACACUCGAAGCUCGCAAUUAGCUGAAUAUAAUUUAUUUUCGUUGCGUUGUCAACUUUCCAAGAAAUUAACAAAUUAAUUGGCAGCCUUUGAAGCAUUAGAUAAACUACAUGCUUCUUAUGGCGCUCGAUUAAAGCAGUUUAGCAAUAACGAUAUUUUGAUUAUGUAGCUAUUACCUAGCAAUGCUGUAGCAGCUCUUCGCCGACGCCACGAGGAUCGAUAAGAAUGCUUAUCGCAACCGACGCUCGAUUCAAUCGGUUAUUACAAAAGAACUAAAAGAACAGUAGAGGAAUUAAAGGUUAAAAACGCGAUUGAAAUUGGUUCCUCUGUGCCCCAGUCAUGCUUCCCUUUCAUAGAUAAAAACAGAAAGAACAGUAACCUAAGCGUCGAUAAUCGAAGAAGAUUAUCAGAAAGGGUAGAACAAACCUAGUAAAUUAUGUAUACAAUAUCGUGAAGUGUUUUACAAGAAUUAAAAUUUUCAAUUAUUCUUUAAUCCUAUCCAUCUUAUGUGUAAGAACAACCACAGAUUAAUAACAACAAUCUUUUUCCACUCGAGAAAUAAAUAAAAAAAAUUGCUCGCCUUAUCGUGAUGGUUUAGCAUAAAAAAUAUUCGAUCCGGAAGAUUCUCAUAGGUCUAAGUGCGCGAAGUUUUAAUCAGGCUCGUUAGAAAUCGGGCCAGUUGAGCUCGGUAUAUUAUCCGGCGCGACACGUGGAACGUGUUUCUCGUCCAUCUUAGGUGAAUUUCCGGAAGAAAUUUCGAGCCCCUAAUGCGGCCACUAAGCCCAGCCCGCUCGUCAACGAGGAUAAUUCUACGAGGUACCUGGCUGGUGUCGGCAAAUGACUCUGGUCGCUAGCUCGAUGACCUUAUCGACCGGGCUGGGAUUGACCCACGCCUCGUCAGCCUUUUACUGACGAACCGUGAUAAGCCCUGAUUGUUAUAUACGGCGAACGAGGUGGUUCAUGCCACCACGAGCUAGAACAAAUUCGUUUUGGAUGCCCCUUGGGCCGCGUCAUCCACUUAAGGUGGCCGUCCGACAUCGAUCGACGUUUCACAAAAAUUUGCGCACCUGAUCUGGCUUAAGAAAAUGGAUAAAGACAUACGAUGGUUAGUAUAUUAGACAUACUUGUGUAUAUAUAUACGUUAUAUCUACAUAUCUGUAUGUGUGUAUGUAUAAUGAACGUGGAUGGCAUGAAAAUAGCUCGAUGUUCGUCUCAACCGAACCGUGCAUUUUUCAAAAUCAGCGGCCUUUCAUUAUUACCGAUAUAUGCAAAAAAGGAGAUGAAGUAGCGGAGGAACAGAAUGAUAGAGGGGGAAAAAAGGGUAAAAAAAGCAAUCAAAAAAUGUGACUGCGACUACUAUAUCAGGAGCGUGUAUGAAAAAUGUAAAUUUACACUGGCGUGUUAUAACGGCCGAUUCGUUGGACGACGGAAGGGAAAAUUUUAGUGCAAACGUAUCUAAUUGCACACAACCGUGCGCGAACGUGGCUAACGUAAUUGCGGUAAAACAUGCAUUUAAAAGCCUUUAAAUAUUGAACGUUCUCCUGAUGAAUAUUUGAAGGUACGAAGGGCCUGAUACACACAGCCGAUCGUAUGUGAAGUUUGUCGUCCGCCAUUCUACAGGAAAGAUAAAAACUCGUGCACGUUUGGAUGAUUUAUUCUGUGAAAUACACGAAGAUUGCAUGCUCGCUUUUCCACGUGAUAACAGCGUCACGUGGAGUUGGCUACGAUUGACGAACAUUACUCGUGGUUCCUUCAACGUCGAACGCCAGAAUAUCUUUACCUGGCUGAAGCAGAUAUGUUUCCGGAGCUAGAUUAGAUUUCCUCGUCGGAUUCAGGUGUAAAAUGGUUUUUGACGCGUCUACCUUAUGACAAGUUCGCGGUGCUAUGCAUACAAUGUCAAUCUCGUCUCCGUUGAAAGAUUAUACGCUGCCUAGCACGGAUAUAACGACUUUGACGAAACAACGAGAUGAUCCACUGCAAGAUAGGUGUACACGUAUACAUAUACAUAUAUAUCCUAUCCUCUCGAGACCUCGAGUACGUAAAAUGCAUUUUAAAGAAAUAUUUAUGCGGUUGGCCACGUACGUUGUUUGACGUCGCUGUACGAGCUUGAUCUUCAAGAAGAAAAACGUCCUAUUUGAAACACGAUGUAUCGUUAAAGCUACGGAACAGAUACAAAAAAAAAGUGCUCGAUAAUAUUACAUUUCGCUCGUUUAUAUUAUUCAUUCGUUUAUCGAAUAGCAUAGUUACGAUUUCCACAGAAAUCCAGAGAUUACGAGUUAAUACGACACGAAUUCUUUGUGCGAAACAAAAAGAUACCAUCGAACUUGAGAAACGAACGGUCGAUAUCUUCCGUUACAUACUUGCAAGUACCUGGAGCGACCUUUUUCAAUCGCCAACCGAUGCAUCUAUCUGCCGCGAAACGUACAUUCUUUAUGAAACGCUGGCAAACCGAGCGGCGGCAGAAAUAAAAAUGGAACAACCGGGAUCGAUAUCGAGCUUGUUAAUGCUUAUAUCUGGUCUUAUACAAAAAUAAUUCCCGCUGAAACAAAGGCAAUACGCGUGGGGCGUGGACGGCGAUUGGUGGGUUGAAGCGGGGCUGGAUAAAUUGGAUUUUCAACGUUGCAAAAAUGUAAAGAGGGACGAGAAAAAUUCGAUUUGAAGCGCGACUAGGUGGUCGCCGUUGCAUCGACGUCGCGGUAUCGGCAAUCAUUAUCGCCACUUUACUCGGUCGUACGAUGUCGGAUCGCGAGAAAAAAUUUAAGAGGAAAGUUUGCUUUUACCGUAGACUUUAUCGGGUAGCAUCUACUUUAUCCCGGUUUCAACCGAACCGGAUACGAAAAUGCGAACUAAUCUCACUGGAAGCAGAUACCUUUAAAUAAAUGUCUUCCUGUAAAUGUAUCUGAAAAAUUAUACGCGGCUGUGAUCCCAUCAACGUUCGCUUCGAGCGAUGAAUGCUUUCUGGAAUGGAAGCUUUUUUAAUAAAGACUUAGCCCCGGUGUCGAACGAUGGAAAUUCCUUUUUCCAUCCACUCCACAACGUUCGUGAAGCUACACAAAAGGUGCACACGAGCUGACGUUGGAUCGGAUCGUGAACGGUAUCUUGAACCGCAGACGAUCGUAGAAACGCAGCUCGUUCUGAUAACACAGUGGCGUACAACCACGAAGAGGCCGACUCUUUCAUGAAAGAGGGGAAACAAACCGUGGUUUGCAAGGUAAUUCGUUCCCGAUCCGAUCGAUUACGAGAUUCGUCGAGUUCAGGUGUAUAUCGGGUAACCAAGAUCUCCCACGUUGUAACCUCGCGUAACGAUCUAUCCGUUCAAACGUUGACAAGAGAAAAAGAGAGAGAAUCGUUCCGCAAUUUCUGCUUACUUCUGCACCGAAUGCAGUCACCUCGUUUGUGGGGUUACGCUAUCAUCUCGUUGCCAUCGAAGUCUGUGUGUUUCGAAACGAAGUCUGUCUGUCAUCGAUUUUAUCCUUUAUCGUAAAUUACAUCGUCAAAAGGAUACCCGAAUCACGAGCUGGAGAUUUCAAAGUGGAAGUUCAUUCCGCGAGCACGUUAGGGGGAGGAGAAUGGAAAAUGGGAUAAGUUGGAUCAAUGCGAAAGGAAUAUCUGACGAAUAUCGCGCGCCACGUGAAAACUACUGUGAAAAGGUAAGUUGCUUAAGAAGAAAGAUGCUCAGAUGCUUCCCGUAGUUCGACCUACGAGUUCUCGAUUCCUUUGCUUGAUUACAUAAGGCUGAACUUAAGGCAGAGCCAACGAAAUUCCAAGUAUAAGGGAGUAAAGGGAGUGUCGACGCUUUAAGACCGCGGGAAGAAGAAUUUUUCGUCGCCUCCGUAUAUAUACCUGUACGUGGAAACUUUCGGAAGACCGAAUUUAAAGUUGGAGAACUACGUCGAUCGUUGAGUCUGUGUUCGAUCUUUAAACGAUACGGCCGGCGCGGUGUUAAAGUUGCUUUUCUUCUUACGUAAAUGAACAUCGCCGCGAGAAGUUUAUCGAAUUCGUGUUUUUCUCCUUUAUUUUUCUUCUCGGUUUUUUUCCUUCCAUUUUCUUCAUUGGCUCGUGUGACCAUCGAGGAUAAACUCACGACUCGGUAAAGAUCAUCGAAAGAGAAAGAGUCACGAUCGUUUGUAUAACUACGCGUUCUUCUUCUUACGGUUUUCCCCGAUCGGAUCUUUUUUCCUCGUGUAUCGCUAUCGUUGCGUUUUCGUUGUGUCGUUAUCAGAGCGUUCCGGGAAUCCCAACCUACGCUCUCCGAGAUAUUACUUGUUGAUAUUGUGGAUAUAACGAUUCCACGAAGAGGAAAUCGCUGGUUUGACGUAGAGACCAACUCGCUACAAUACGUAACUGUUCCUCCUCUCUUUUUUCCCUCUGCUUUCAUCGAACCGUCGUAAAUGAUUUACAAUUGUAUUUCGAGAAGGAUUCGUUGAACGAAAGCUACCAAUAAUUUAUUCGUUGAAAUAUGGAUGAUUUUAUCGUAAUUUGCGAACCGUUUAGCCGGACAAAUUUGAACGAACGUGACUGACAAAUUGGUGGCGUGGUCGGGAGUCCGGUGAGAAGAAGGGCCAGCGCGCGUAUGGAUUCCUAUGAAUUUGAACGAACAAAACGAAUAUCCGGUAUAACAAAGUCACGCUGGACACCCUCUACACGUACCAUUCUACAAAAGAAUUACACCCUGGCUCGAAUGAUUUAUAUAUCCUAUUUCCUGUAGUUAAAUCAAUUUCUCUGCCGUUAGAGCGGAAAGAGAGCCGAAAUAUUCGUCCUGCGCAAACAGAGAACGAAAUCACGAAUGAAAAUAACCAACGGUUCCUCCAUAUACUAGUAAAACGAAACAGCAGAUAAAUGCGUUCCCAAGUCCGUCCGAACGGCUCGUGUUUAAUGAGUUUAAAAUCUGGCGUUGACCCAAAAUCAUCCUCUUCUUCCUCCAUGGCCGCGUUUCAUAUUAAUGGCACGCACGUUUCACGAGAUACGUUUCACGCGAUAACGCGUUUCUGUCAGUAUUAUACAAACAAUCGCUACAAAAUUUACCUUACACAAUGGGCAAUUAAAAAUUAUACUUAUCUCACGGAAAUCAUACUUUACAAGUAUCAUCGCUUUACUGUUCAACGUGUUCCAUGUCGUGUUAACCAUUCUGAUUUAUUCAAACACAAAAUCCAUGUACGAAGCAACGUUCUACCAAUAAAACGAUACAGAGCGAGACGAAACUCCUCGACAUCUCGUCCAUCUAUCAACUUCAUCGGCUAAAAAUUUCACGAAGGGGUUCAAAGCGAGUCGAUAUUCCCUUUCUAGUUGGCGGUAUGCAUCGACCUUUUCCUUCGAUUGGCGUAACUUCCAUUAGCAGCGACGUAGGCAGACCAAAAUGAAACACGACCGUUUCACUUGACGGGCGACGCUAUCAUGUCGGUGGACAUCCGACAACUUGCGUUCCCGCGGACAUAAUUCAAUGGCGCGCACAAUCGCAGCCAGCGGCACUACCCGCGUAAUCUUGCGUGUACGCGUCGCGCGAUAUCAGCUUGAAAUAGAGUCGUCGUCGUUGCCGAACAUCGAGGUUCCCUUUUUCAACCAACGAUUUCACAAUGGACUGUGUAUACGGUCGUGCCGUUUUCACCGAACGAAUGGGCGCACGCUUUCGUUCGCAGCUUUUGAUUUACAUUAAUUGAUUCGCAGGCUCGAUACCUGUGGCCUCGUGGAUGAAUGAUAACCACGACGAGAUUCGAUCCGAGCAUGCAUAUGUAUAAUUCCAGUCUGAAUCCAGUAGAAGCACGAUCGAGAGGAGAAUAUCGGUCAGAGGGAAAAGGGACGAUUUACGAGGAAAAAAUGAAACUACCAGCGGUCGCGGGUAAUAUCGCAUCGCUUUUCGCAUAGAAUAAAAGCGCGUUUAUUAACCCUGGUCAUGACAUAUGCUAAUUAAGAGGAUAAUGAAUAUAUUGUCGAGCGCGAAAGUUAAAAGACCGCCGAUUCGAUAUUAUCCGCUCGUUGUUCCCGGUAUGCUUAAUUAACAAUGUCAUUGUACUCGUUUGCAAAACGGUGUUACCCGGAAUGUAAUUGCCAGUUUGCUUCUUUCUUCCUUCCAUCCCUCUGUAUUCCUGCCUCUGUCCGCCACUCUAUUCGUGGCAUAGUUCCUUCUUGUUUUAAUUAAAUCCCUCCCGUUCAGCUACUCUUCGGGAAUUUAAAUAUUUCAUCGAGGAUUACACGAUCCUGCCGCCGGUGAAACGAAUAUCCUAAAAUACAGUCCUCGGGUUAUCUAUAUCCAAAACCGCACUUAUUGGAGGGAACGUCUAGCCAAAACCGAUGAGAAAUUUGCUAUCGUUAAUUCCCAUUUUGCUCGUACUAGGAUUAACAGUGUCCGUUGCUUGGUCAAUUUUGCGGCCAGCCAUCGAACAAGACAGAACAAGAAAGAAAAAAAAGAAAGAUUGAAAUAGAGGGAGAGGAAGAAAUCGAACUCGAACCCCAUAGAAUUUUCAAAUCGUUAUUAUUGUACGUGAGCAAGGUCUUGCUAUGGUUGGUUCGGUAGAGAAAGGAGACACAACACGCAGUUACAUUCAAUCGAGCGUAACUGGCGUGGAAUUUCGCGGUAGAGAACUCCAUGCAGCGGUGUCGUACGUGCGAGGUAACUUUGUUUCGACCGCCACUUCGUUGUCGGAUACGGAUUAUAAAAGUUCCCGGUCGAUUUUCGUUGACCGCGAACCUACGUGCAUAUACGCGUCAGAUGGUGAUCUACGGGGUAAUCAAACUUUCCGGUAGCAAGUUUGCUCGUCUAAAAAAUGAACGAAAUUAUUCCAUGUUUUGGUUGCUUUUUUUCACUCUUCCCUAUUUUAGACACUUUUAAAGAAAGUUUCAAAGUUUUUGAACACGAUGGAGUAUCUUGCUUUAUGAUUUCUUUUUUUCAUUUUAUAGCUACACGUGGUGGAGUUUGAUAUUCUCUUUUGCGAUAUUACGACAGAGGAAACUAUGAAAACGCUAUACGAAGAUUAAAGUGGAAUUUUAUUACUAGACCGAUUCGCAUUUAUUACGUUUUAAUCGACCGAUUCUCUGUUAUAGAGUUAUAAUGUGUCGAUAUAAUUAACGAUUAAAGAGAAGUUCGGAAAGCGAUUAGUCUAGCUUACGCAAUAAACGUGGAAGCAAAGCAACGGUGUACCAUUAAUCUCGGUCAAUCUUCGGCGGAACGUCGUUUUGGUACUAUAUCUCUUAAACGUAAUCUCGCGCUCUUCCUCGAUACUGUGCGCUAAGAGGGAUUAGGAAAGUCGCAGUUUGAAGCAUCGACACGCAAUUAAAGAUCACUCUGUAUUCGACCCUAACCGUAUCCGCCCUGUGCAACGUUAUCAGCACCUACGUUACAAUUUUCCAUUCCAAUGCCGAGCUGCGAUCGUCGAAUCGACGAUGUGCAGGCUGCGUGCAACUAAACAAUGCAUCCUGCUGCCAACCCUGGAUGGCCGUAAAUGCAUCAGCAUAAAUCGACCAUUCGAUGGAUCCAUCGAGUGGCCCCCAAAAAAAAAAAGGAAGCACUAAAUUGGAGGCAGGAACAAAGGCACGGGUGAAUAUCAUCUAUUUUUUCUUUUUGUUCUGGUUUUUUCUUUUUAGGAAGUGGAUGGUAGCAGGAGAGAAACUGUGAAUUAAGGCAAGGCAAGAGGAGAAUCCGUGCGUGCAGUAAUAAUGAAGAAACGUGUGUGGCAAUGGCAACUGCGCUCCCACAGACGACCAUUCAAAUUUGCACGUAAAAAGCGCGUCGAAUUGCCUUCGUUUUUUCUUUUUUUCCACCGUUUUUGCUUUAACUCCAUUUUCCAGUGGAAACGAUUCCGGUCCGCGAGAUCGUCAUGAGACACCGCAGCGUCCCUCUUUUUCGUCGUUAAUUCGUGAUUAAUUCGCCAAAGCUCGGCGUUUCGGUGGUCAAGCGUUUAAAAUAGGUUUCGCUGAACUUUUUCCACAGUUCCUCCAUGGACUCGUUAUCCCUUUUCAUUUCCCUUCCUUCUCUCUAUUCGUUGCCCACCCCCUUCGUUUUUUAAUUUUUUAGGCUUCGGUUCAUGUAAUCCUAAGCACGGGUCGAUACGGAUGAAAGAUCACGAAGAAAGACACGUUGAAAAUGAGCGACCAGCUGGUCUUAAUAUGAAAAAUUCAAACGUCUGCACGAAUUUAACGCACGCCCUGUGAAUAUUUAAUGCGUUAUAAGUUGACGGCGAGAUGUGAAUUAUUCAUACAAUAGAUGAACUCCAGUUAACGGAGUUUAAGCUACAUGCGUACACGUAUAUACAUACCUUACAGUUGCUUGAAUAUUGUUAAUAUUUAUAGUAAACUUACACGGGCUAAAGUAUCUGGACCGUGGCGCUGUUUUCACACAGGAUUUUAAAAGCUUUAUUUCAUUUUCCGCCGGUACAAACGUACGAUAUGUAAUUCUAAUUAAAUUUUUACAUAUUUUAAAAUACAUCGCGUGACUACAGCUGCGUUGCAUUCGUCUCGUUGUGUUCUCGAAAAAAUACAGUCUUGCGUUGUUUUUUAAAUCGCCAUUUUACCAAACAAAAAACAUCGUUCGAAAAAUCUGCGUCGUUUAUUUAGCGUGUAACGAAUUAAUAAAGAGGCGAGGUCGAAUAAUUUCACGGUUUAACGAACUAAUUCGAAUCAAUCGACGGGC
This is a messenger RNA of Bombus huntii, 17275 nucleotides long. RefSeq names its product lachesin-like. Gene Ontology annotation, cellular component: neuron projection membrane. The record is from RefSeq and is a predicted model, not a curated record. The transcript is spliced from 5 exons. The coding region runs from base 3108 to 4067 and encodes 319 amino acids. Gene Ontology annotation, biological process: synapse organization. Lineage: Eukaryota; Metazoa; Arthropoda; Insecta; Hymenoptera; Apidae.